This is a messenger RNA of Guyanagaster necrorhizus, 1369 nucleotides long. RefSeq names its product NAD-dependent deacetylase sirtuin-2. Lineage: Eukaryota; Fungi; Basidiomycota; Agaricomycetes; Agaricales; Physalacriaceae. The transcript is spliced from 10 exons. Gene Ontology annotation, molecular function: histone deacetylase activity, NAD-dependent; NAD+ binding. Gene Ontology annotation, cellular component: nucleus. Bases 49 to 1095 code for a protein of 348 amino acids. The record is from RefSeq and is a predicted model, not a curated record.
CCCACGAUCGUGAUCGACUUGUAACUCUUCCUCCUUCCUCUCAUCAUCAUGACAUCACGGCCAAAGAAAUCGAGAACCUACAGAGUACUGAAAGGGAAUGAUAUCAACGCUGUUGCUGAGUACAUAAAGUCCAAAGAUUGCCGAAAUAUUAUCGUUAUGUUGGGUGCCGGUGUCAGCACAUCUGCUGGUAUUCCAGAUUUCAGGUCACCUAAAACUGGUCUCUACGCGAAUCUUGCCAGGUUGAACCUUCCCUACCCUGAAGCCGUUUUUGAGAUCGGCUUUUUCAGACAAAACCCAGUCCCUUUUUACACUCUCGCCCAUGAACUUUAUCCAGGAAAAUACAGGCCCACCCUCACGCAUUCGUUCAUUAGUCUGCUUGCUUCCAAACGGCUCCUACAGACAUGCUUCACGCAGAACAUCGAUACGCUCGAACGACGUGCGGGAGUUCCCGACCACAAGAUUAUUGAGGCCCAUGGCAGUUUUGCGUCGCAAAGGUGCAUUGACUGCCAUACACCGUAUGACGGCUUGAAGAUGAAAGAAAACAUCGACAACAAAAGUAUCGCGUUCUGUGAGAAGUGCAAGGGUUUGGUCAAACCCGAUAUUGUAUUCUUCGGUGAAUCGCUUCCCGAGAAUUUUAUACGUGCCAUCCCCUCCAUCAAAACGGCGGAUCUUCUCAUCAUCAUAGGAACGUCCCUAACGGUGCACCCUUUUGCCUCAUUGGCAGGCCUGCCUGAGCCUCUUUGCCCUCGGGUUCUGGUUAAUCUUGAAAGGGUGGGAGAUCUGGGACGUCGGCCUGAUGACGUAGUUCUUCUGGGAAAAUGUGACGAAGUUAUAAAAGAUCUGUGCAGACGGCUGGGGUGGGAGGAGGAGCUGAUGAAGUUGUGGGCUGAGACGGAAAUCAAGGAGGUCGAGACGACGGCCACUCCUUCCAAGGCACCAGUGACCUCGUUCAGGGUAUUGAAGGGAAAUGACAUCAAGGCUGUGGCUGAGUACAUUAAGUCCAAGGUUUGCCGGAAUAUCACCGUCAUGCUUGGUGCUGGUGCGAGUGCCUCUGCUGGCAUUCCCGAUUACCGGUCUCCAGAGACAGGUACGUAGUCACGUCUGCAAUGAUCGUCAAUAUUGUACAAUGAUGGAACUGCGUGGUCAGAUUUAUAUGUGAGGCCGAGUUGUCGAACAUGUUUUCCUCGUGUUCACUUUAACUGAUAUUGAUGUGUAGGCGAGUCUUGCGACAAUGAACCUUCCCUACCCUGAAGCGAUAUUCGAGCUUGAAUAUUUCCGACAGAAUCCGCUCCCAUGCAGGCGCUGUACCCCGGAAAAUACCGGCCGACGCUCACGCAUUCGUUUAUCCGUCUUCUUGAUUCAAAACGGC